UUCAAUCAUACCCUCACCACGUGGUUUGUAAAAACACGGAUGGACUCUAGGGGUCCGUUGUGGACUGUCAGAGGGAAAAUGGUGUGAAUGUUGUUAUUGAAUGAUUCGGCGCAGUAGUUUAAACGUUAACAGAGAGUCAGUGUUUUACGACUGACCUUUAGUUGUCACUCACUGUGAUAGACACAGAGGACGGCGGUGGUACAAACAAGCUUAGUAACUAACUUCGGGUUUUUGUUAAGAGAGCCGCCGUGCGUGUCACAGCGCUUUCGUGAGGGGACGAGGAGAGAACUACGGUCUUCGGUCAUGGCUUCCCUCAGUAAUUCAGGAGCCACUUCCAGUCCUGUGGUGAUCCUAGCACCAAAGACCAAAACUAAAAAGAAACACUUCGUUCAGCAGAAGGUGAAGGUGUUCCGGGCCAGCGACCCAGUCCAGAGCGUCUUUAUGUGGGGCGUCAACCACUCGAUAAAUGAUCUGAACCAGGUGCCUGUUCCUGUCAUGCUGCUGCCUGAUGAUUUCAAGGCCAACACCAAAAUCAAAGUCAACAACCACCUAUUUAACAAAGAAAACCUUCCAGGACAUUUCAAGUUCAAAGAAUACUGCCCUCAGGUCUUCAGAAAUUUGAGGGAGCGGUUUGGUAUUGAGGACCUAGACUAUCAGGUGUCAUUAACACGCAGCCCGCCAAUGAGGUCUGUAGACGACCAGGGAGAGAGUCUUCUGCUCAACUCAUACGACCGAACACUGGUCAUCAAGCAAAUCUCCAGUGAGGAUGUUGCAGACAUGCACAGCAUCCUGUCUGAGUAUCACCAGCACAUAGUGAAGUGUCAUGGCAGCACCCUGCUGCCACAGUUCCUGGGUAUGUACCGUGUGAGCGUUGACAGUGAGGAGACUUACCUUAUCGCCAUGAGAAACAUGUUCAGCCACCGACUGCUGGUGCACAGGAAGUACGACCUAAAGGGCUCUCUGGUGGAUCGUGAAGCGAGUGACAAGGAAAGGGUCAAAGAGCUCCCUACCUUCAAAGACAAGGACUUCAGGAACAACAUGCAGAAAGUUUAUGUGACUGAGGAGCAGAAGGAAAAGUUCAUGGAGAAACUUAACCGAGAUGUGGAGUUUUUGGUGAAGCUGAAGAUCAUGGACUACAGCCUGCUACUGGGUAUUCACGACGUGGGCCGAGCUGAACGGGAGGAGGAGGAGGGUGAGGAGGUUUCCCACGAGGAGGAACAGGAAACAGAGAACGGCCUGAGUCUUGGCCCCACAGUGGGAUCCUAUGGCACCUCUCCAGAGGGAAUCGCUGGAUAUAUGGCAUCCUGCAAACCACUCGGGCCUGGAGAGUUUGACCCUUAUGUGGAUGUGUAUGCGCUUAAAAGCUGCACAGGAGCUCCUCAGAGGGAGGUCUAUUUCAUGGGCCUGAUUGAUGUUCUGACUCAGUACGACACCAAGAAGAAAGCUGCCCAUGCAGCAAAAACUGUCAAACACGGGGCUGGUGCUGAAAUCUCCACUGUCCACCCAGAGCAGUACGCCAAACGAUUCCGUGACUUCAUUUCAAACAUUUUUGCAUAACACUGCCAUACAUUCCUUCAUUCAAUCGUUAAAAAAAGAACUUUCCAUUCACAAAAAGAAAAGUUGGCACCCACGUGAAUAUUAAUUUAUUUGCUGCAGUGUAAUUUAAUACUUCUGAUGCAUAUAUUUAUUUUAAAUGUUUAAGAUGCAUUUCUCAAAUUAUUAAAUUAAUAUAUAACAUUCUGAAGCAAUAUGGUACUUAGAAACAGCUUGGUCAGCAGCUGUUUUCUUGGUCAAUGAAAUUCUUUGGGUCAAACUUUCAUUUCACUUUACAAUGUUCAAUAGAUUUUUUUUUUUUUUAGAAACUUUGUUGUUUUUUUAUAUUCAACACUAGAUCAGUCUGUUGACACCAUUUAACAGAUAAUAUCCCAGAGACAUACAACUGGUUUUAGCCCAGAAUAUUCAACAUGAUGGUUUGAUUAGAAUAGUCCAAACUUAAAAAAUGUAACACAAGCAUUAGACUUGGUUUACUUUUACACUGAACUUUUGAAGCCAGAACAAACAUGCUGGACAAGUCCAGGCAGUUACAGCAGCUGCUACCAAAAACGUUUCAGUGACCAGAAAGGUAAAGAAGUCAGAGUAGUCCUCUGAUCACAUAUCGACAAGAACCUUCACCUCCUCACUACUGUCUGGCCAAGGGAAAUUUCCCAUGUCUUUCUUUGUUUACCUCUCCUUAGAUUACCCACUGCUUUUUCUAUGCAAAAUGACUUCACUACACUGUAUAUCACUAAGUCUUCUUCCUCUCUUUGGUUUGCUGAAUAGUACGUACGUAUUUUCUACUGUAAGCGAACUGCAUUAGGGUUAACUUGCAAACACACCUAUGCCUUCAGAUGGCAAGAGGACCGAGAUGUAAACUGAGAAACCGGAAUCUGGACCAUUUAAAGCUGACCAAACAGUUCUCAUGUAAUAGCACCCUUAGUUGAGCAGUAGCACUGGAAAUAUGAGCCCAGGAGCUCAAAUGAAUCUGAAACACAAGACUUUACACAUUAUACUUGUGUUUUUAUACUUAAUAUAAUAUUAAAUAAGAAUUACGGAACUAAAUGAAGGCUGGCUGAAACUUUUCUUUUCACAGUAUUUAUGUCUAGUCAUUUUUGCUGACUACUGACACAAGACCUAUGAUUAAGCCACUCCUAGUCACAACUACUUUGGUAGCGGACGUAGUCACUACAUAAUGAAGUAAUAAAGUGUAGACGAAGAUUUCAGACUGUGGGUGUCAGGGAAACUUAAACUUCUUAUAAAGUUCUUAGAGAUUUUCGUACUGAGUUUUACCAUAUAUGUAUAUGAAGAAGCGCGUGGAAUAGCUAUUAUCUCACUAAAUUUAUUUCUAAAUUCUGCUUUCUGUUAAGUCCUUUUCUUGUCACAGUGUAAUCAGCCUAACAAAACUUAACUUAAAAAAAAGACAGAUACUCAGGACUUACUGUCACUUCGCUCUUUUAGUUUUCUGUCAGUCCGGAGCUAGCGUGACGAAUUUACAAAUUGUUUUUAGCGCCAUUUUGUCAAGCUAAUAACACAGGUACCUUCGGUCAUCUGGCACCGCACCCGCCUCCUAGACAUUCCACAGUCAUCGUAUUGCUGACAUAAUCUAACUUUCUUGGCGUUUUACGAUUGACAGCUCUAGAAAUAUAAUACUUUUCAACAAUAUGACCCUUAAAUAAAUGGCUAUGUUAAUCAGCUAAACUACAUGUACCCCUAGCAAGCCAAUCAACGUAUAACGUAGCACAUGACGUUGCGUCACGGAAGUGGUGUCGCAGCGCAUUCUAAAGGUAAAAUUGAUAGUUAGCAUCGCCUCUGCUAGUAGACUGUGGCUCAUGGAAGUAACACAGCUUAAGCAGUGGACGGUAAAAAUACACAUUGAUAUAAGCAAUAAUUAGUAGAAAAUAGAAUGGCCCUUGUGUUUUGCUCUCUAUGGUUUAAUUUGUUAUUAAAUAAGAGAACACGAAAAACGCUACCGUCUAAUAAACAUUUUCAAGUGUGCAGUCCCUCUGAGGAUAUUCUGAAGAAUAUUCUGGACCAUGUUUGUCCAUGUUUUGAAUUGUUGCUAAUAAAAAACACAUUAAUGUAAAGCAAA
Messenger RNA from Cynoglossus semilaevis (tongue sole), 3625 nucleotides. It is a transcript of the gene pip4k2ca, whose product is annotated as phosphatidylinositol-5-phosphate 4-kinase, type II, gamma a. Gene Ontology annotation, biological process: phosphatidylinositol phosphate biosynthetic process. The record is from RefSeq and is a predicted model, not a curated record. Lineage: Eukaryota; Metazoa; Chordata; Actinopteri; Pleuronectiformes; Cynoglossidae. The transcript is spliced from 10 exons. Gene Ontology annotation, cellular component: plasma membrane. Gene Ontology annotation, molecular function: 1-phosphatidylinositol-4-phosphate 5-kinase activity; 1-phosphatidylinositol-5-phosphate 4-kinase activity. Bases 304 to 1557 code for a protein of 417 amino acids.